AUGGAGACCCAACAGCGCCCCCCGCAGCAGCAGUCUUCCAGUCAAGGAGAAAAACGUGACGGGCGCGAAAGCACAGCGAGGGGUCGGGGCCUGCUCUCGUGUGUCCAGUGCCGUAACCGUAAGCUUAGAUGCGAUCGCAAGCGGCCCAGGUGCGAUCGCUGUGUGGAACGGAAUGAGACGUGCACAUACCCGGAAACCCGGCAGCGGGGCCUCGGUCCACGCAAGACCGUGCAGGAUCUCGAGGAGCGGAUACAGGAGCUCGAGGGACUCCUUAGGGCUGCCAAUCUGAAUCUCGGAGCGGCACAAGAACCGGAACAGGACCCUAACCUGUCAUUCUUGCCCCCUCCAUCCUUGCCGCACGCGGAGCUUCAAUUUGUUGGAGGAGAGCCGGCGGCAACCGGUCAACAAGAACUCGUCGGUCUCGGCCUGUUUGAGCAGUCGCUCUCGUUUGAGCUUAUCGAUGCUCUCACGUCCCUCUUCUUCCAGACCAUCCACGCGGGGGCUCCCAUGCUUCACCAGGCGCGCUACACGGCGUCCCUGCGCCUCCCUCCGCACAUGCGGCCCCCCAUGUGUCUCCAGUAUAUCGUGCUGGCGUCCGCGGCAGCAACAUCGCCCGCCUACCGCCACCUGGCGGAGCCCUUCUACCAGCGGGCCCGCGUGUAUGCCGAUGCCGACGAGCUGAAGGGACAAGGCGAAGUCUUCGCCACGGUGGCCCACGUCCAGUCCUGGAGCCUCAUCUCGGCCUACGAAUGCCAUGUCUACGCCGCCUUCACCAAGGCGUCCACCAGUCUCUGCCGUGCUGUGCGCAUUGCCCAGAUGCUCAAGCUGCACCAGCUUGACGACCAAAAUGCACUGGUUCUGAGCCUUCCCCCGCCGAGAGACGCCAUCGAGGCCGAGGAGCGGCGUCGAACAUGGUGGGUCGUCUUCAUGGCCGACCGUUUUCUCACCUCCACCACGGGCUGGCCGUCCCUCAUCGACGAGCGACACAUCCGUACCAACCUUCCCUCCGCCGACCAACACUUCGCCGCCGGAGUCGACAACCCCCAUCCAACACGCCUAUCAGACGGCCUGCGCCGCCUGGAACAGGGCCAAGCGGACGAGCUGUCCCCCUUUUCCAUCCGCCUGCUCGCCGCCAACGAGCUGCUGCACGCCCUGGACCACACCGCAAAUCCCCCGGACCCGGACCCAGCGGCAAGCUUCCCCGGAAACAUAGUGGAAGUAGAAGACAGCUCCUACUGGCGCCGGCGCCGCGACAUUGACCGCAACUUGACCACCCUGACCCAUUUUCUCCCGGCCCAUCUCAACCCGUCGGCCAACCCGCGCAGCCUCGACGCCAUCCUCGUGCACAUCUGCAUCGGCAUGGCUGUUCUGCACCUCGGCCGCUGCUCCCCGGCGUCCCCCAUCACCACAACUUCACCCGCGGACUGGAAUCGUCGCCUCCUCCCAACAGCGCAGGCUAUCGUAGCCGUGUUCCGCGCCGCGAGCGCCGCGGGUUCUUUGCCCAAAGCCCUCCGCAACCCGCUGCUGCCGUUCGCCGCCUACAUGGCCGCGUCUGUGUUUCUGACGGAUUUCUGCACAAGUUCCGCCGGGGGCAGUCAAGAAAGUGAGACAAACCUGGCGUAUUUGGCUGAUACCCUCGUCGCAUACUCGGCAAGCGGCGGCGCCGUCGUCAGGGCUAAUGCCCUGCAGCUGGCGGAGGACUUGCAGCGGGUUGGGAGGGGUGAGUGGAUGGACCGGUUAAUACGGGAGAGCUCAGAGGGGUGGAUGAUGAGUGCGAAACUUGUCGUUGAGGAUGCUGGUACUGAAUCUGGGUCUGGUCGAAAAAGGCGCCCGAUGCUGUUCUGUCCGGCACUGAGCUCUGCGAGUGCGGGUAGCGGUGGAGAGGGGUUGAUGGGAGCAGCACCAGCAGGAGGAGGAAGUAGCGGGUUCGUUGGGGGUGGCUACCAGCAUGAAUCGCCGUGGAGUGGGACUCCUAGUGGCCCGUUGGUGUUGAAUCUGCCUGGCGCUGCUGGGCCGUCGGUGAUGCAGGCUGGUGAACCCGGCGGGCUUUUCUCGCAUCUCUCGGCUAUGGGAUCGCAGGGAUUUAUACCGUGA
Messenger RNA from Canariomyces notabilis, 2094 nucleotides. RefSeq lists its product as uncharacterized. Lineage: Eukaryota; Fungi; Ascomycota; Sordariomycetes; Sordariales; Chaetomiaceae. Gene Ontology annotation, biological process: regulation of DNA-templated transcription; DNA-templated transcription. Gene Ontology annotation, cellular component: nucleus. The transcript has a single exon. The record is from RefSeq and is a predicted model, not a curated record. The coding region runs from base 1 to 2094 and encodes 697 amino acids. Gene Ontology annotation, molecular function: zinc ion binding; DNA binding; DNA-binding transcription factor activity, RNA polymerase II-specific.